Molecule: messenger RNA, 2846 nt
Organism: Alnus glutinosa
Lineage: Eukaryota; Viridiplantae; Streptophyta; Magnoliopsida; Fagales; Betulaceae
Product: linoleate 13S-lipoxygenase 2-1, chloroplastic-like
Exons: 9
Coding region: 56-2755 (899 amino acids)
Biological process (GO): lipid oxidation
Molecular function (GO): metal ion binding; protein binding; oxidoreductase activity, acting on single donors with incorporation of molecular oxygen, incorporation of two atoms of oxygen
Source: RefSeq, a predicted model, not a curated record
AGUAUCCAACAGCAAAAACAAAAUAUCUGAGACACCCUUCUCUAGCCCCACGAAAAUGUUGAGGCCUCGAGUUUACGAAUCUCACAGUUCCAAAACCUUCUUCCUACUAAACAAGCCAUUCAUCCAUGGCAAUGGCAGUGCUUCGCUUUCAAUCUGGUCUAAAUCCUUAUUCCAAAAACACCACAAAAAAAUUCGCACUGGCUUCGUUCCUAGCAACAUAAAAGCUGUUGCAAGUCCUGCUACCGAGAAGUCCGUUAGUGUUAAAGCUGUUGUCACCGUGAAACCAACGGUUCGUGGAUUUUUAUCAAACCUUGGGAUAGGACGAGGGUUGGAUGAUAUAAAAGAUUUGCUUGGUAAAACACUUCUCCUGGAGCUAGUUAGCACUGAGCUUGAUCCCAAGACCGGAUUAGAGAAGGAUACGGUUCAAGGAUUCGCUCAUAAGGCAGGCAGGGGGGAUGAUGGGGUAAAGUACGAGACCAGCUUUGAAGUUCCAAUUGAUUUUGGGGAGGUUGGCGGUGUGUUGGUUGAAAAUGAGCACCACAGGGAGAUGUUCCUUGAGGAUAUAGUCAUCGAUGGGUUCUCUCAUGGCCCCAUAUAUUUGACAUGUCGAUCAUGGGUUCACUCAAAGUUCGACAAUCCCCAAAAAAGGGUAUUUUUCACCAACAAGUCAUACUUGCCAUCACAAACACCAAGUGGGUUGAGGAGGCUAAGAGAAGAAGACCUCGAGAAUUUGCGAGGGAAUGGUGAAGGAGAGCGCAAGAGCUUUGAGAGGAUAUAUGAUUAUGAUGUCUACAAUGAUCUUGGAGAUCCUGAUAAGAGCCUCUCACUUCAAAGACCAGUUCUUGGCGGCAAGGAUCUCCCCUAUCCUAGACGUUGUAGGACGGGGCGCCCCCUUUGUGACUCAGAUCCACUAUCGGAGAAAAGAAAUAGCCGAUUUUAUGUUCCUCGCGAUGAAUGCUUCUCGGAGAUAAAGGAGCUAACAUUUUCAGCAAAGACAGUAUAUUCAGUGUUGCGAGUAUUGGUGCCAUCCCUAGGAACGGUGAUGAAGGACAGAGAUCUUGGAUUCCCUUACUUCACAACCAUAGACUCGCUUUUCACUGAAGGAGUUAACUUGCCAUCUGAAGAAAACCAAGAAGGGUUCCUCAAAGCCAUCAUGCCCAGGCUUGUCAAAACCAUUUCCGAAACAGGAGGAGAUGUUUUGCGCUUUGAGACUCCCGAAACGAUGAACAGGGACAAAUUCUUUUGGUUUAGGGACGAGGAAUUUGCCCGACAGACUCUUUCUGGUCUCAACCCAUAUAGCAUACAGUUGGUCACGGAAUGGCCAUUAAAGAGCAAACUUGACCCUGAGAUCUACGGUCCACCAGAAUCAGCCAUCACAACAGAAAUGAUUGAGGAGGAAAUUGGAGGUCUAAUGAGUGUUAACAAGGCCAUACAACAAAAGAAGUUGUUCAUACUAGAUUACCAUGACCUUUUGCUACCAUUCGUCAACAAAGUAAGACAGCUUGAAGGCACUACGCUUUAUGGUUCACGGACGCUAUUCUUCUUAACCACAGAUGGCACAUUGAGGCCACUGGCUAUAGAACUCACUCGGCCGCCUAUGGAUGGAAAGCUGCAGUGGAAGCAAGUUUUUAGACCUUCUUGGCAUUCAACGUCUAUCUGGCUUUGGAGGCUUUCCAAAGCUCAUGUCCUUGCCCACGACUCUGGCUAUCACCAACUUGUUAGUCACUGGCUGAGAACUCAUUGUGUAAGUGAACCUUAUGUAAUUGCGACAAAUAGGCAACUUAGUGUGAUGCAUCCAAUCUACAGACUGUUGCACCCUCAUUUCCGUUACACCAUCGAGAUCAAUGCUCUUGCUCGAGAGGCGCUUAUCAAUGCAGGUGGAACCAUUGAGACCGCAUUCACACCUGGCAAAUAUUCCAUGGAACUCUGCUCCGUCGCCUAUGAUCUCCAGUGGCGAUUUGACCGGCAAGCAUUGCCCGUUGACCUAGUUAGCAGGGGAAUGGCUGUUGAGGAUCCAACUGCUCCUCAUGGACUAAAGCUAACAAUUAAAGACUACCCUUUUGCUAAUGAUGGCCUGAUCCUUUGGGAUGCCAUCAAAUUAUGGGUCACUGAUUAUGUCAACCACUAUUACCCAAACCCUAGCCUUGUAGAGUCCGAUCGAGAGCUCCAAGCAUGGUGGACAGAAAUUCGAACAGUCGGCCAUGCUGACAAGAAGGACGAACCGUGGUGGCCGGUCCUCAAAACCCCCCAAGACCUAAUUGACAUCAUCACAACAAUUGCAUGGGUCACUUCUGGUCACCAUGCAGCCGUGAACUUUGGACAAUAUGCUUACGGGGGUUAUUUUCCUAAUCGGCCUACCAUUGCUAGAACCAACAUGCCCACAGAAGAACCUACUGAAGAAGAAUGGAAAAAGUUCAUGAAAAAACCUGAACAUGCACUCUUGAAAUGCUUCCCUUCACAACUUCAGGCAACAAGAAUAAUGGCUGUUUUGGACAUAUUGUCUAAUCAUUCACCGGACGAGGAGUACCUUGGGGAGAAGAUGGAGCCCUCAUGGGCUGAAGAUCCAUUCAUAAAGACGGCUUUUGAACGGUUUAAUGGGAGAUUGAAGGAGCUUGAACGGAUUAUUGAUGAAAGGAACUCAAACAAUGAUUUCAAGAAUAGAGUAGGAGCCGGGAUUGUGCCGUAUGAGCUUUUGAAGCCAUUUUCGCAGCCUGGGGUGACUGGAAAAGGGGUUCCAUAUAGUGUCUCCAUUUGAAUUUGAAAUGUGUUUUUAUAGUUUCAAACUCUUGAGUGGUGCCCACCGAGGAAAAAAAAAAUUUGAACAAAAUGCUUCCAUGCCUUAUAAA